AAGAAGUCGGAAGUGUUAAGAGGACGCUGUGGUUAACAGGACUGUGUAAAACUGAAGUUUCAUCCCACAUCCGUGACGUGACAGCAGCAGUGUGGCGUCCCUCUCCCAGCUAAAUGCACGGAUGAUCCGUCCUGAGUAAUCCUGAUCGGCGUGGUUGUGUUUCCUCCCUCCAAAGCGCGGUAUUCUCUGGCCGUGUAGACUGUCAUGAGAUCAGUUUGGGCAUGGCGUCCCUCCCGAGUUACGGUAAGACGGCGGGAGCAGCGGAGGAUGAGAACGGAGAACCGGACCGGUCCCUGCAGCACAUGCUGAAGGCCAUCGCAGAUGAACGAAACCGACUGAAUAUUCGGCAGGAGAUUAGCGGCAUCGGGUGUUUUAAAGAUGACCGAAUUGUCUUCUGGACAUGGAUGUUCUCCACAUACUUCAUGGAGAAGUGGUCACCACGUCAGGACGACAUGCUGUUCUAUGUGCGUCGCAAGCUCGCUUACGUCAGCACCGAUAACACAGAAGGGAAGAAGGUGGAGGUCGAGGUAUACAGAAGGGACUCAAAAAAGCUGCCUGGAUUGGGGGAUCCAGACAUAGACUGGGAGGAGAGUGUAUACCUGAACCUCAUCCUACAAAAGCUGGACUACGUGGUCACAUGUGCAGUGUGUACACGCUCAGAUGCGGGAGACAUCCACAUCCACAAAAAGAAGUCGCAGCAAGUGUUUGCUUCUCCCAGCAAGCACCCGAUGGACAGCAAGGGUGAGGAGUCCAAGAUGAGCUACCCGAACAUCUUCUUCAUGAUCGACAACUUUGAGGAGGUGUUCAGCGAUAUGACUGUUGGAGAAGGAGAAAUGGUGUGUGUGGAGCUGGUGGCCAGCGACAAGACCACCACUUUCCAGGGAGUUAUCUUCCAGGGCUCCAUCCGCUACGAAGCCCUGAAAAAGGUUUAUGACAACCGGGUGAGUGUGGCUGCUAAAAUGGCCCAACGGAUGUCAUUCGGCUUCUACAAAUACAACAACAUGGAGUUUGUGCGGAUGAAGGGCCCUCAGGGGAAAGGACAUGCCGAGAUGGCUGUGAGUCGAGUGCCGACUGGAGACACAUCACCCUGCGGUACAGAGGAGGACCAGGACUCGCCUCUGCACGAGAGGGUCACAUCGUUCAGCACUCCCCCGACCCCUGAGAGAAACAGACCGUCCUUCUUCUCUCCCUCACUGCGCCGCAAAGUGCCCCGCAACCGCAUAGCCGAGAUGAAGAAAUCCCACUCCGCCAACGACAGCGAGGAGUUCUUCAGGGACGAGGAUGAAGAAGACCUGUGUAACACCACAAACCUUCGCUCACGCUCUCUUUCGGGAACUGGCCGCUCACUCGUGGGCUCCUGGCUGAAGCUGAACAGGACAGAGGACUACUUCCUGCUCUACUCACAUCUUACCUACAUCACUCUUCCUUUACACCGGAUAACUACAGAUAUUCUGGAGGUGAGACAAAAGCCUAUUCUGAUGAUGUAGUGGCUGCUGACUUCCUUAGAACUUGUGACUAAGUGCCUCUCCACAUCAGGCCCCUCAGACAACAGCGCCAUCUCACAUCCAUACAGAGAACCAAAAAAAACAAAAAAAAAAACCCAUCACUGACUAAAGGAGAGGAGAAGAAACGUGAGAAAUAAGGACUUAUUAAAAACAAACCAGCCAAUCAAGAAGUGCCUCUUCCACCUGUUUUCUGUGACAGUCUGUAUGUGGACACGAGCGCAACAGCCCGAGUGACUGAACACCCGCCGUCUGACAUGCCUCGUUCCAUCUGAUCAGCUCAGGCUCGGAUGGCAGGACUGGCUAACGUCCCACCUGCGAGCGAAAGGGAAACGCAUCAAAGAGAAGAAAAGAAAAAAAAAAACAUGCAAAAGAAUGUUUCCUUGUAAAUAUACUGCUGCUUAGAAUACUCAGUGAAUCUACCAACCAUGACCCUCUCAGUCUCGUGUAAACAGACUCUGCUGGGUCUUUCAAUGUUGUUGAUUUGUGCGUAGUGCUUUUUUCCAAAGGCAACCCAAAUCCCCCCCCUUUUUGCCCCCACCUCACUCUCUUACCCCACCUCAUCCCCAAACCCCACCUCAUCCUUAGGCCUUAACACGUCCUAACCAGCUAAUGUGACAUCUAGAUUCUGUUUCAUGGCGUACUCCUUACUCAAGAGUCUGGAAUUGAAAAUGCUGGAUGUGUCUUAAGUUCAACCUACACACAAAAAAAAAACGUGCGGGAAAAAUAGCUGCACAGGUAGAUUUUUUUUUUGUUAAAAAGGCCUGAUUCAUUUGUAUGUUUGGAGAUCUUUGUAUUCAUUGUGAUAUUUAUUAAUGAGUUUCAAGUGCAACUGAAUGAUGAUGAAACUGAAAGGGUUUGAAGAGCAGGUUUCCCUGAGAAUGAUGUAAUCGAUUUCUUGUGUAAUUCACCAUCUGUAGCUGUUAGAUCUCAUCAACACACCUGUCCUACAGAAGCCCUGAAACACAACAUUUAGCUUUCGUUGUUAUUUUGAUUUAAUUACUCGCGACAUCGACCUGAUAGCUCUCUUGUAUUUUGUUAUUAUUUAGACGUCUUUUCAUUCAUUAGCUUGUGAAGCGUUAAAUUAAUUAGCAAUCAUUAGCCAUUAUGUCUGAAUGGCGUACUAACUGCGGACAUCAUUGAAUUAUUCCUAUUGAUCAAUUGUACGGUGUUAUAUAUUCUCUAUAUAACAACACCGGUGGCACGGUGGCUUAGUGGUUAACGCUGUCGCCUCGCUGUCCCUAGUUGGACUACAGAGGUUCCUAGAUGGAUGGAUAUUACACCACCAUGUUAAAAUAAUUAAAAAAGAAUCAUAUGUUGGAAUUAUUAUUAUUAUUAUUAUAACUGCAACAUCCUAAAAAAAGUUGAUAUAACAAUAUAAUAUCAUGAAUAAUACAGCUUUAAGUUGAAAUAAUGGCAUCCCUUCAAGUUAUUUUUUUUUGCAUUUCAGGACAUUCACACAUUUUGUUCUGUCUUGUCUGUUGGAUCUGAACCCAUAAAUGUUUGAGGGUUUUAGGAAUUCUUUAAACCCGAGCAGGAACUCUCUCUCUCUCUGCACCUUUCUGUUGCUCCAGUCCUGUAUUCUCUUGUAAAGUGUUUACUUCCGAUUGCUGUUGUGUUUCAACUCAUUUCUGUCAGUUGAUCGGCCUUGAACAUGAAGUGUUUUUGAAGAAAGCGAGGAACAAACCUGAUUUGUCAGUAUUAUGUUGGAUGUCGUGAGCUGAAUGUAUUCCUAGUGACUGCUUUGAAGGCGGCUUUAGUAACCUUUUGAUAGUUGAAAGGCUGCCUGCUUGGUCUGCAACAUUUUUCUUUCGAUGCUUCAAUACACUUUCGUUGUAUUUAUUUUCCUUCUUCUUCCUUUAUUAUUCUGUUGAAGCCCAUGUCAACCAAAUCAAAAGCUCUUUGCAAGAAAAGUCUUGUGGUACAUAAACUGUUCUUUAACCGCUUUAAAACCACAUUUUUGUUUGUAUUAGUUUUUUUUUUCUUUUCUUUUUAAGAGAAAACAUGCAUGUUUAUCCUAUAUUUAUGUUACUCCAUAAAUAAUUGUACAUUUUCUGUACCUCUUAUUGAAAUACAAAUUAUCAAAGAAAAAGAAAUGAAUUCAUGAACUAUUUACAAGUGGAAAGGACAUUAAAAAUAUUGCGGAGAAAUGCAGGCUACACAAAUGGAUCAUGCAGUCAACCAUAUUAAUGCCUUAUAGUGAGAGGUAUCUGGUACAUCCAAUAGCCUUUAAUUAGUGAAUCAUUACUGCAGUGAUGAAUAAUUGUCCCCUGCAAUAAUUCCUUAAACCCUAUCUGAGGCAGUAAGUAGCUUUUUAUUUUUAAUAUCAGAAAAAAUAUCAGAAAAUAUCAAAAUUUCAGAAAUUAUCAAAAUAUUGGCCUGCAUCAAGUAAAGAAAACAACUAAGGAAUUAACUGGAAGGAUAGGGUUCAGCCAUCAACUAUGAGAAGGAUUUGGGAAUGACUGUUCCAACACAUAGUGAGAUUGCAUCGUAAAAAGAAUCACUUUUUGCAUAUGUGGUGUGAUGAGUCCAGUUGACCCUAUUACAGAGUGAUGCAUACGUCAGGGUAAGAAGGGAAGCGCAUGAAAUGAUGUGCCCAUCAUGCAUAGUGGCUACUGUACAAGCAUCUAGAGGCAGUGUUAUAAUCUGAGGUUGCUUCAGUUAGUCAGGUCCAGGCUCAGCAACAUUAUGCUGCAAUAAAAUAGUCAGCUGACGGCCUGAAUGUACUGAAUGACCAGAGUAUUACGUCAAUGUUUUUUCCUGAUUGCAUGGUC
Molecule: messenger RNA, 4276 nt
Organism: Clarias gariepinus (North African catfish)
Lineage: Eukaryota; Metazoa; Chordata; Actinopteri; Siluriformes; Clariidae
Product: kiaa0930
Exons: 10
Coding region: 222-1487 (421 amino acids)
Source: RefSeq, a predicted model, not a curated record